Ylistrum balloti is the source of this 2313-nucleotide messenger RNA. RefSeq lists its product as uncharacterized. Gene Ontology annotation, molecular function: protein binding. The transcript has a single exon. The coding region runs from base 1 to 2313 and encodes 770 amino acids. NCBI's taxonomy places the organism in Eukaryota, Metazoa, Mollusca, Bivalvia, Pectinida, Pectinidae. The record is from RefSeq and is a predicted model, not a curated record.
AUGGACUACCUUAAACAGGACCUAGAUAAAUUCCCUUCAACAUUUGUCAUUGAUACGACAAAUCUGAACAAGGACCGUGUUAGUAGUACAAUUCAAAAAUUAAAUGAUGAUAGAGAAAAUACCGUAAAACUGGAAGCUGAAUCUAUAAACAUUACAAACUUUCUAUCAUAUUUGCAUUUUCUUUUGAAAGAAGAUCAACAAGCCCUUGACCUUGUUGAAGAAUCGCUGGUAAAGGAUCCUGAAAAUAUCAUUGCAUAUACAAACAAAGCCAGAAUCCUGCUGGAACAUGAGGAGAUCUCUGAGGUAGAAAAUAUUCUAACGAAACUUCAUGCGUUGGAAAAAAGACAGGAUUACGAUAGGAGGAAAUGUUCUGCUGAAGCGGACCUUGCAUACGCAUAUUCGCGGAUAGGUCCUUGGUACCAACAAAAGGCUAUAGAGAUAUACGAACGAGUUGUACACCAGUACCCAUCGGAAUACUCUUGGAAGUUCGGAUUUGGUAUGACUUUGAUGAGACGAACCCACAUAUUUAUUUCACAGGCAGACAACAAGUUUGACUCAAAACAACAGGAAACGUUAACGGUACAUGCUGCCGAGUUGUUGCAUGACGUUGCAACAAAAUCAGACGAACCUCUGUUACGUGCUCAAGCCUAUGCAAUGCUUGGUAAAAUUCUAUUUAACAUUUCAAAAUGCUUGUACAAGAAUAUACCACACACCAUAAAGUUGUUAAACUAUAAAACAUGUCUUGAAAAUGCAGUAAAAGAAUUUCCAGAAGACCCGUGGGUGCUGCAAAUAUGUGGCCAAUAUGCGCGUUACAGUGGAGAAUUAGACAGGUCUGAAGAACUUCUUCGGCUUGCAAUUCAAAUCCACCCGACUUGUCAAGGAUACCAUCAUCUUGCCCUGACACUGAAGAGGAAGGUAGAAAAGUGUGGACACCGCAAAGACAACCUUAAACUGGGAGCCUCUAAAACAGGGCGGGGUAGUUACGGUGAUAGACAAAGGAAGACAGAAGACACAAGAUAUAUCUACAUAGGAAAGUUUCGCACGGUAGGGCGAUUUCAAGGAAAGAAGAAAGAACACAAUCUUCGAGCAAUGAUCAAUUCACCGUUGAAGGUUCAAGUUGUCCCCGAAAAUGAACUGCUUCUUGAGGCAAUACAUCUGCUGGAGAAAACCGAACAACUUGACCCUUAUGCCCUGACUAUACAAUACGAUAAGGGAAUCAUAUAUAGAAUGCUGGGUCAGGUCGAAGAAGCUGUCAAGGUUUUCAAACGAUUACUCAGCAAAAAGAAUUUUUUCUCUACAGAGACUCAAUUCACGAAUGUAUAUGAACAGCUAGGACUUUGUCUGCUAGAAAUGAGUGAAUCGGACGAAGUACUCCCCAGCGUUAAAGAAAAACUCCAGAAAGAUGGUUAUUGUCAUCUCUCACACGCUCUUCAACUUCAAUCACAAAUAGUAGCAAACGAUCAGCAAUUCAAAAAGGUAUGGAACUCUUAUGCAACACUUCAGGAACUUUUGAGUUGUGAUAGUGAUAGAAUGCCAAAACAACUGGCCGUUCUGCACAUGCUCAUGGGGGAUCACAAGGACGCAAUUGACAUAUACAGGGAGAUAUUCCGUACAGAGAAAGACAGAAUGGAGCCGGAAGACUGUACAAAUAUGCUUGAUUGCUACUUGAGACAGAAGCAGAUUGAAGAAUGCGUUACUCUUCUAAGCUCAUGGGAGUGUACAGCAGUAUUUCCGAGACUUCCUCCGUCUUUAAUCUUUGAUGUGUAUAUAGAUGGAGCAUUCCACGCUUACACAACGGACAAAACACAGCUUGCGUACAACCGUUUCAGAAAAGCCUUCAGAGUAUAUGGAAUGUUUGAGAACGCUGCUUACCAAGAAAAAGAUGUACUGAUACUGCACUCUUGUGCCGAGGAAAUGGCUUGCAAACUUCCAGAAAAUAUUUAUGGGAUUCUAGAAGACUUUGUCGGGUUACAUUGCACCAUCAAUACAAAUGACUUAAUACGCCAAGGGCCGGUAUCGACAAGGUGUCCAAUCAUUCCAGAUGCGUCCUGUGUCAUAAUCAUAAUCCAUGACAGUGCGGAGGGAAAUGAUAACAGGUUUGUCAAACAGGCUCUUGAGAUGAGUUCAAGGAAAGCUGGCCCAAAAGUUGUCAUUGUUUCCGACGACAAGUCCAAUGUUCCUGAUGCUGUAAAAUCCAAACCAUUUAUCCAAAUACCCCCUCCGUUAGAAGAUGUCAGGUAUCUGGAUGAUAAGAUCCCGGAAAAGUACGAAGAAUGGAUCAAAACAUUUGUCUACCUGCUCAAGCCAAACUAA